UAGGUUAGUUUUAGUUUUCUGUUUUUGGUAUACCAUUUAGACAUGAAUUCUCUAAAAAGCUUAAAUUCCUGUUUAUUUAACAUUGUAAAAUACAACAGAAGUAACCAGUGUCAAUUUGUUCAGGUUAUCCGUAACUAUUCUUCGAGUUCUUUAAUAUUCCGCAACAGUUCCUCGAGUCUAAAUAAUGUUGCACCAUUAGUUGCAACCGUACAAAAAGUACAUUUCAGCAAUACAAACCCGGCUUUACAAAUUUCAGCCGAAUUGGCAAAUACUCACGACACCGUAUCCUCAAUUCCCGUUAAAAAAAAGAGGACAGGAAGGAAGAAGAAGCCCUUAGAGGAAGAGGAAAGGAAACCCGGUUUCUACACUGUCGUUGCUUUUGCCACAGCCGAAGAAUACAAUUUGGAGAACUUGUUUUUAGGCCUAAAAGCUCAAAAUUUAUACGAUGUGAAACAAAUUGAAAACAAUGACAACGUUAUUCACGCUAUACCGAAAUACAAAGUCGACGAUGAAAUUAGGGAGAUAUUUUUCUUUCGGGAUGGUAGUGUGGUCAUGUGGAAUAUCACCGACCUAGAAAGCAGCAAUAUUUUAAAAUUCCUGCGACAAUUCGAAGAGGAUAGUUACUCUCAAAGGCUUGUGCAAACCGAAUGCGAAGUAAUGAAUUACAAGCAUCAUACAGCUGCAAAUAAACAAAGUUCAGUUUCCAAGGAAGGGAACAUUGUUUUUGCACCAAUAGAAGAUCUGACGUUGCAUAAAUUCGCGUACUCAAACGGAAUGGUGAUAAGCGUGAAAUUGGGAAUAUGGGAGGCUUGUUUAGACAAGUACAUAAGCGAAAUGGAAUUUGUCACUGAGGAACUCAAAAGGGGUAAAAUUAAAAUGACGAGAGAAGAAGUGCUGAAGAAACACGGAGAAUUAUUCGCUCUCAGACAUUACUUGAAUCUAAGUUCGGAUGUUUUGGACACUCCUGAUUUCUAUUGGGACAAUGAUCAGUUGGAACAUUUGUAUAGACAAAUGUGCGGAUAUUUUACUAUUAAUAAAAGGACUAGAGUGAUGAACGAAAAAUUAAAUCAUUGUGUAGCUCUCAUCGAGCUUUUAUCUACGCAUUUAAGCACUAAACAUAGUACUAAAUUGGAAUGGACAAUUAUUGUACUUAUAAUGGUUGAAGUAUUUUUUGAAACUAUUCAUUACAUUGAUAGAUAUGUGGAAAGGAGAGAAAUCAAUGAAAUGCCACAGAAAUUUGAGCAACUUGGAGAAUUUUAAAAUUUUCUAAUAAAAGUCGUUAUUUUAUUAUACUCGCUCAUUAAGAAUACAUGUAUAAUUUUCUAAUUUAUCUUUUUCUAUAUAAAUUGUUAGAAAAUCUAUAAUACCAAUUAAUAAAUCAUUUCAACUAUU
Molecule: messenger RNA, 1392 nt
Organism: Phyllotreta striolata
Lineage: Eukaryota; Metazoa; Arthropoda; Insecta; Coleoptera; Chrysomelidae
Source: the annotation of a GenBank genome assembly